Molecule: messenger RNA, 757 nt
Organism: Arachis duranensis
Lineage: Eukaryota; Viridiplantae; Streptophyta; Magnoliopsida; Fabales; Fabaceae
Product: vacuolar protein sorting-associated protein 25-like
Exons: 7
Coding region: 1-648 (215 amino acids)
Biological process (GO): protein transport to vacuole involved in ubiquitin-dependent protein catabolic process via the multivesicular body sorting pathway
Cellular component (GO): membrane; ESCRT II complex
Molecular function (GO): protein homodimerization activity; structural molecule activity
Source: RefSeq, a predicted model, not a curated record
AUGAGGAGGGAAUUUGAAGAUGAAGCAGCUGAAUUAAUCGGUUCAGAUCUGAGGGACCUUGGUUUUGCUGCUAAUAAACUCGCCAAAAAUGCUGUUAAACUAGCUGCUGUGUCCGGCGCCGGAGUCAUGGUGCUUGAAUCCAUUGCUUCCAUCGCUGCUAUCUAUUUGCUUAUUUUGGAUCGUACAAACUGGAACACCAACAUUCUUACAUCCUUACUCAUUCCAUACAUUUUCUUCAGCUUACCUUCAUGGAUUUUCGGCUUCUUCAGUUUGCAGCCAUUAAGAGACACUAGAGAGAAGCAGGUACAAUUGUGGAAGGAUUUUAUUCUAGAUUAUUGUAGAACACAAAAGGUAUUUGUAAUUGGGCUUGAAGAAGAAUUUCCUCUGUUUUCAAAUCCUGUAAUUGGAAGGUCUCUUACUUAUGAAGCUAGAGAAGCAUUCCUUUCAGCCUUAGUAGCUGAUGGACGUGCUGAGUGGAUGGAUAAAGGACAUAGAAAAUGUCUUAUUCUCUGGCAUCGGAUUCAAGAGUGGGCAGAAACUUUAGUACAAUUUGCAAGAGAUAAUGGGCUGGAAGAUGGUAUUGUGACGAUGGAAGAAAUAAGGUUUGGGACUGAAUCUCAAGGAACAGCAAGGCCAUGGAGCAAGUGAGCAAGAACUAGGCAUUAGUAGAUGCUAUUGGAGAACCAAUAGUUAAAGCUCUGGAUCGUGCUCAUAGGAUUGGACAGAAGAAAUAAGUACAAGUUUUCUGAUUUUGCAC